CAGGGUAUAUUGCUUCAUUAUUGACUCGAUGCUUGUUAUACCACUUAAUAUUGCCUUGUCACAAAGAGAUCAAAGCAUCUACAAAUUUCCUCUGUCCUUCUCAAGCUUUAAUUGCGCUUUUUGUCGAUCCUAUACCGUCACACUGGUGCUGUGCUCUUGUAAGUUAAGGCUGAAAAUAGGCAGUUUCCAGAACAACAACACUGCCAGAACAGACCCGGUCCUGCAAGUUAUUCUCCAAACUCAGCCUCGUCGCCGUUAGACUACAGUACCGUUCCCUGCCCGCCAUGGCAGCAAACACAGAGGAUGGAGGGCCAAGCCUCCAGAAUGAGACCACAACUAAUGCAGCCCCGGAGACUGGGAUUACUGCCGACGAGAUUGCCCUGUACGACCGUCAGAUCAGGCUCUGGGGCGUCAAGGCCCAAGAGAAGAUCCGCAAUGCCAACGUUCUCCUCAUUAGCAUGCGAGCACUCGCGAAUGAAAUCGCAAAGAACCUCGUACUGGCAGGCAUCAAUUCCCUGACGAUAAUCGAUCACAGCAUACUCACGGAGAGGGAUUUGGGCGCACAGUUCUUUGUUUCGGAGACUGAUGUUGGGAAAAACAGGGCUGAAGCGGCGGCACCACAGGUCCGGAACCUCAACCCGAGAGUCAGUAUCAUAGUCGACACGGAUGAUAUCAGCAUCAAAGGGCCUGGAUACUUUCAGAGUUACGAUAUAGUGAUUGCGACAGACCUUCUCCCGGAUACCCUCAACCUCAUCAAUACAGCAACGCGAGUGAACAACAAGCCUUUCUACGCGGCAGGCGUGCAAGGGCUCUACGGCUUCAUCUUUGCCGACCUCAUACAACAUGACUACGUUAUCGAGCGUGAGAAGGGCAAUAGAGAAACACUAUUACAGCCAGAGACACGGACACGCUCAGUCAUCGACGCGAAAACCAAAAAGGAAGGCGGAAAGCUCAUAGAGAUGGUCACCAAGCGCGAAGUCUAUUCAACCUGGUUCCUAGCCAGCGACACCGCGCCUCUACCCCAAGAUUAUGCAAAAAGCCGCCGCCGUCUAAAGGCCGUCACCCCAAUCCUAUCGUGCUUCCGCGCCCUCUGGGAAUUCCAACAAAUCUACGACGGCCGCUUCCCAAGCAACCACGCCGACAUCGCCGCCUUCACUACCCUAGCGACAUCAAAACACCGAGCCCUCGGCCUCCCGACAGAGACCCUGCGCGCCGAGGUCCUGCGCAGUUUCCUGCGGAACCUAGGCGGGGAGGUCGCCCCCGUAACAGCUAUCCUAGGCGGCCAGGUAGCGCAGGAUGUAAUCAAUGUGCUCGGGCAGCAGCAACAGCCCAUCCAGAACCUAGUGCUCUUCGACGGGAAUCUCAUGGAGGCGCCGGCUUACGCCCUCCACCCCGACGGCGAUCUGGGUGUAGCGCUGCUCCCUCUUUCCGCGGCGGCGCAGAACGGGAAUGCGCCCGGUGCGCCAAAUGGAGUGAAUUGAUUUUUGGUUGGAUAGCUGGCCCAAGGCGACGCUGUGUAUCCCGCCACGUACUGGUUCGCGGCCUGGGGAAAACGGGCGCCGCAGAACGGGGUCUAGGCGUAAUAAGGCGUUGGAAAGUAGAGCAUAGAUACCAAGCAAGAUAUUAAUCUUCAUUUUCCCCUUCUCCCUCACUCCCACUGUCCACCUCCUCCCUUUCACUGUGAUCCGCCGCAACAUCCUCCUCUUCCAGCUCUUCCAAUUCCGACAGCCCUUCCACAGCCUCCUUUUCCCCCUCGUCGCUGUCAUCAGCCCCUCUCUUCCUCUUAGAAACUACAGGUGCAACCUCGUCCUUCUUCACAAACACGUAACUCCUCGCCGGCCUCUCCUCCCCCUUCCACCCCGUCUCACUCACCUCUCCCGCCCCCGUCUUUACAACCCCAGUCGUACGCGCGUGGUGGUACCCUGGAUACGCCGAAGCCUGGAACUUGAAUGACCGCUCCACCGCGAACCCGCUGUGUCGUGCUAAAUCCCUAAUAUUCCAUAGCGUGUAUGGCAUUCCCUCGAAGAGGGUGACGAUGAUACUCCCCCCCGGCGCCAGCGACGGUAUAGCGCGUUUAAAGAAAUUAACCAAGAGUUCUGCGUCCAUCCGUUAGCACUCAUACUACCCUCAUCUCCACCCCCCGUACCUUGGUUAUACCUAACCUGCCGA
Messenger RNA from Pseudogymnoascus destructans, 2169 nucleotides. RefSeq lists its product as uncharacterized. NCBI's taxonomy places the organism in Eukaryota, Fungi, Ascomycota, Leotiomycetes, Thelebolales, Thelebolaceae. The record is from RefSeq and is a predicted model, not a curated record. Gene Ontology annotation, cellular component: cytoplasm; SUMO activating enzyme complex. Bases 285 to 1481 code for a protein of 398 amino acids. Gene Ontology annotation, molecular function: SUMO activating enzyme activity. The transcript is spliced from 2 exons. Gene Ontology annotation, biological process: protein sumoylation.